This is a messenger RNA of Mercurialis annua (annual mercury), 1826 nucleotides long. Its product is annotated as G2/mitotic-specific cyclin-2. NCBI's taxonomy places the organism in Eukaryota, Viridiplantae, Streptophyta, Magnoliopsida, Malpighiales, Euphorbiaceae. Gene Ontology annotation, cellular component: cyclin-dependent protein kinase holoenzyme complex; centrosome; cytoplasm. Gene Ontology annotation, biological process: regulation of cyclin-dependent protein serine/threonine kinase activity; mitotic cell cycle phase transition. The coding region runs from base 258 to 1577 and encodes 439 amino acids. The record is from RefSeq and is a predicted model, not a curated record. Gene Ontology annotation, molecular function: cyclin-dependent protein serine/threonine kinase regulator activity. The transcript has 12 exons.
CUCAAUUUCGCUUAUACAGUUCUUGUUUCUUUUUAUUUUCUCAUUCCCUUUUUAUUUUCCAUAAACCCAAAAACCUAAAAGAAUCACUGAGAGAGAAGAUUACAACUCCAUCACUAAUGGAGUUCUUCUGACCAGCCUCUAUCUCUCUCUUUGAUAACCACAAACGAUCACUAUCUAUCUUUUUAAUUUCUUUUGAGGUUUUUUUGGUUGAAAUUUAUAACGAAUCUAACAGAAUUCUUGAAUUUUUUAAGACGAUAAUGGCUGGAUCAGACGAGAACAAUCCGGGUGUGAUCGGACCCGUUAAUGUACAAGGGGGUAUUCGGGCUGGAGUUGGGAAGUUUACGGCGGCGCCGACAGGAAACAACCGCCGGGCGCUGGGUGACCUCAACCGGAAUGUCAUUCUACCUUAUCCCUGUGGAGUCAACAAAAGAGGUUUAUCAGAGAGGCAAGGAUUAUGUGGGAAGGCCGCACCUAUACCUGUGCAUCGACCAAUUACUAGGAAGUUUGCUGCCCAACUUGCUAACAAUAAUAAGCAGCAACAACUACCAAAACCAGAGGAAAUCAAGAAGGCAGCUCAGUCAAUCCCAAUAGUAAGCGAAGAAUCAGACGAUUGCACCAUCAUAGAUGCAGAAGAUGAUAAGGGUGAUGAGGAUUUCUCCGCGCCCAUGUUCGUUCAACACACUGAAGCAAUGCUGGAAGAGAUUGACCGCAUGGAUGAGGUUGAAAUGGAAGAUGUGGUUGAAGAGACUAUUGUGGAUAUAGACAGUUGUGACAAGAAAAAUCCACUAGCGGUUGCGGAAUACAUUGAUGAUAUCUAUGAAUUCUAUAGGAAAGCUGAGAUAUCCUCCAGUGUCUCACCGGACUAUAUGUCACAACAAUUUGACAUUAACGAGAGGAUGAGAGGCAUACUUAUCGACUGGUUGAUUGAGGUGCACUACAAGUUUGAAUUGAUGGAUGAGACUUUAUAUCUUACUGUCAAUCUCAUUGAUAGAUUUUUAGCUGUUCAACAAGUAGUGAGAAAGAAACUCCAGCUGGUUGGAGUUACUGCCAUGCUUCUUGCAUGCAAAUACGAAGAAGUAUCAGUUCCUGUAGUUGAGGAUCUCAUCGUGAUUUCCGACAAGGCGUAUAAAAGAAAAGAAAUCAUUGAUAUGGAGAAGCUGAUGGUGAGCAUACUGGAGUUUAAAAUAUCAGUUCCAACUCCAUUUGUAUUCAUGAGAAGGUUUCUAAAAGCAGCUCAAUCUGACAAGAAGCUCGAGCUUCUAUCAUUCUUCAUCAUAGAGCUGUGCUUAGUUGAAUAUGAAAUGCUCAAGUUUCCAUAUUCUCUGUUAGCUGCUGCUGCUGUUUACACUGCUCAGUCCACUCUUAGUGGAUAUAGGCAUUGGAGCGAGACUAAUCAGUGGUAUACUAAUUACUCAGAAGAGCAAAUUCUGGAAUGCUCAAGGCUUAUGGUUAGGUUUCAUCAGAAUGCAGCAAGUGGGAAGCUGACUGGCGUACACAGGAAAUACAGUACAUCAAAGUUUGGAUUUACAGCUAGAACUCAGCCUCCUAGCUUUUUAUUGGGUGCCACCAGAUUCUAGAGCAUGAAGUGUUUUUGGGGGUGGUAGAUUUCCUGAUAGAGCAACUCAAGUUGCCUCUUUGAGCUAUAUAUAUAUUGUAUUUUUUUUUCAUGUUUUUUUGUUUUAAGUUUGAACAUAGCAAAAUGAUGCUGUGCAGGAUGAACUGUUUUUUUUCUCUUUUUCUCCAAGAGCUAAGUAAAUUUUAAUAUGUGAAAUAUUGGAUAAUUAAUUCACGAACCCAUCUAUUAGAAAGCCCAUUUAUUUUCUUGA